UGGGGCAGCGAGGGGGCAGUUCUCUAUAACGCGGUCUCCGGGAGCCAGCCGGGAAGAAAGAAGCCGAGCGGGCGGAAGGCGCCCUCCCCGCCGCCUGGGCCCGGGCACCGGGUGCCGGGCCCGGGAUCCUUCCCGCCUCCCACGGCCGCCCGCCGCUUUGUUUCCCCAGUCUCUGUGCUCCGGGCCACUCGAGAGGGGCUCCCGCCGGGGCUGCGCAGGGAACGCGGCGGCGAGAAGGGCGGCCGACCGCGCCGGGACUCGCAGGGACCCAGGAGUCCCGCCGCCAGGAGGGCCGCGUGACGAGAUCGAGGAGGCAGCAAGAGCCCCGCGGCCCCGGGUUGCGGGCCGGGGGCGCCCGUGAGCAGAGACCUCCCCGUCGAGGGGGGGCGAUGUUCCCCUCGCUCGCGGGGACUUCGGGCAGCCAGGGCAUCCCGCCGCUGGGAUCAGGGCCCCCGCAGUGGGCACCCCCCCAGGCGGCUCCAUGGAGACACUGUGCCCCGCACCCCGCCUUUCAGUGCCGGCGUCCCCGCGGGGGUCGCCCUGCUCCCCCACGCCCCGGAAGCCGCGUCGGGGGACCCAGGAAUUUUCUCCUCUGUGCCUGCGUGCCCUUGCCUUCUGCGCCCUUGCCAAACCCCGGGCGCCUCCUCUGGGCCUGGGGCCUGGGGAACUGGCGCCGCGGCCCCCCGUGCUGUUGGGCCCUCGGGACCCCUUGUGCACCGGCGGCUGGACCCCGGAGGGCCUGAAGCACCUUGGGUUACAGGCCCGGUCGUCCAGCGAUCCGAGCUCCCCGGCAGGCGAGGAUGCCGACGUCGCAGUGUCCUGGGGCUGCGGCGCGGAGGAAGAGGGCGGAGGCGGUUUUCCGCACUUCGGCUCUCGUUCCUGCGCACCUCCGGCCCGCUGCCCCGCAUCCCGGCGUCCUGGGGAAUCUCCGACCAGCUCCGCCCCGGCUCCGGCUAGGCCAGCCUCAGGUCUCGAGUCCCAGCCUGGCCCCGCCGCCAGCCCGCCUCCUCGGGAGCCCAGUCCCGUGCCUCAGCCGCCACCUGCGGGUGUCUCCACCGAGCCCGCCGGUCCAGGGGCGGCGCCGGAGCCGCCCCGGCCGAGCCAGCCGGCGGCAGUGGAUGGAAACUCCUUGCCGACAGUUCCGGAGCCACCGGCCGCUAGCCCCUCGACGGCCAGCGGAGCUACGGCGACUCCGGGCGAUCUCCGCCAGGAACAUUUCGAUCGUUUGAUCCGGCGGUCGAAGCUCUGGUGUUACGCGAAAGGCUUCGCCCUGGACACUCCGAGUUUGCGUCGGGGGCCCGAGCGGCCGCCAACGAAAGGGUCCGGCCGGGGAACCGCCAAGAAACGCCGGCGGCCGGCGCCUCCGCAUCGCAGUGCGCAGCCCCGCCGGCCCGCACCGACGCUCCCCACCGUGAGCACCUUCAGCCUCCUUGACUGCUUCCCCUGCCCUCCGGCCCUGGUGGUGGGGGAGGACGGAGACUUGGGGCCGGCAUCGUCGCUUCGCCUCCAGGAAGGCGAGAUGCCUCCGCCUGCCCAUCCACUGUGGAGGUGGCAGAUGGGGGGUCCCGCUGUCCCUGAACCCCCCGGCCUCAAAUUCUGGGGGAUCAACUUGAAGGAACUGUGAUCGUGGGACCUCUUCUGCCAAGGAGGGACAGUUUGGGCCACUGCCAAAUUGAGGGCCCGAGGCGAGAGCUCGUGUCUCACUUUUUGCUUGUCCCCUUCCCUUAGGAUUUAUGGGCUUUGGGCCGAGGGAACUGAAGUGACAGUGAUCUUUAAGCACCUAAGUGGUCGGGGUGACACCCCUUCCCCUCAUCCUUUGGAGAGGAGCCAAGGGCUGGAGCCAUGAGAAGACUUAACCGAGAAAGGCUUAAAGACAUGGAUUCCAGUCCCUCCCCCCUUCCAGCUUGGCCCUCUGGGGGCAGGGCCUUCAUCCCUGGGGGAGCAAAGGAGGGUAUAGCUCUAAGACAAAAAAGAGCAAGAGGGAGAGAGACCUUGGGGAUGGACAAACCGGUUGUUUCUGUGGGGGAGCCUGGGGAUGAGGGGAUUGGGUGGGGGUGGGGAGGUGAUUGACAGCUCCCUGGGGGUAUCCCACCCCCACCAUCGAGGCCUUUAACCCUUCACUCCCCUCAGGCCUUCCCCCACUCCUAGCCGGUGUCAAAGCCUAAUGGGGGAGGGGACAGUUUGGGCAAGGGGAGGACCACCCCUUCCUGUUCCCUUCUAGGGUCCCCCAAGCUCAGGUGACCCCUACUUGGUGAGAUUCAGUUUCAGCCACCAUCCUAUCCCUUUCAUCCAGUUUUGAAGUUUCUGCCUUCAACUUUCCCUCAUUUGCUUUCCCUUUGUAGGUCUGAUGGGUGAAAGAGAUUCCCCCUUGAUAAGUCAGACUCCCUCCCCGCAGUUUCCUCCUCAGAGGAAAACUGAUUAAGUGGGGCAGGGCUGAGGGGUUCCAAACCUGUAGACUUUGCUUGGGAAAGGGGCAAGACACUAUCCCAGGGAAAGUAAUAGAAGGUGGAAGAAAUCAAAUUCAGACCAAAUAAGUUGCCUUUCGAAUUCCCCUCUCCACUGAUUUAUGGGGGAGGGAGGGAGAAGGUAGAGGGCAGGCAGGGUCUGCUCCAUGGACACCCAAACUCAGCCCCCUUAAAGGGGAGAGAGGAAACGGAAGGGCUUUUCUGUUCUCGGCCUAACCACAAGGGUCCAGUGGGAUCUGAUGAAUUUCAAAGAGGCAAAAUUUGGGCUUGAGUGGGAACGGGGAUGAGGUACCUUCAGCUUUACCCCCUGGGCCUCAGGCAUUUUGGUUGUCAGAGAUCUGAUGGAUCCGAAGCGGGCAGGGCUAGGGGAUUAGGUUUGGGGUCAGAGGUUCUGUUUUCUAGGGGGAGGGGUGGAGCCCCUUUCCCUCCACCUAGGUAAGGUCGAGGAGAUUCCAAGUUUAGGUGUGAGGAGAAGCUGGGGGUUGCCGAUCAGCCCAGCAGUGGGGGCACCCAGUGACCCUUCUGCCCACACGAGUGAAGAGCGCCCCCCCAUUUCCCCCCAAAACUUGGUGAGGCAGGAACAUUGGGGAGGGGCUUGUCUCCUUUUCUGUGAAAACGCUUUGUAAAAAGUUGUUAUUGUUUGCAUAGAGCAGAUUUUUGAGAAAACCCGUUUUUGACCACAAAAGUUUUGUUUGUUUUAAAA
This is a messenger RNA of Choloepus didactylus (southern two-toed sloth), 3168 nucleotides long. It is a transcript of the gene EPOP, whose product is annotated as elongin BC and polycomb repressive complex 2 associated protein. Gene Ontology annotation, biological process: neuron fate commitment. The transcript has a single exon. The record is from RefSeq and is a predicted model, not a curated record. Bases 482 to 1624 code for a protein of 380 amino acids. NCBI's taxonomy places the organism in Eukaryota, Metazoa, Chordata, Mammalia, Pilosa, Megalonychidae.